This is a messenger RNA of Chlamydomonas reinhardtii, 2747 nucleotides long. RefSeq lists its product as uncharacterized. The transcript has 8 exons. Bases 266 to 2203 code for a protein of 645 amino acids. NCBI's taxonomy places the organism in Eukaryota, Viridiplantae, Chlorophyta, Chlorophyceae, Chlamydomonadales, Chlamydomonadaceae. The record is from RefSeq and is a predicted model, not a curated record.
ACAAUUCAGGGAUUCGUGUAAUACAAAUAACCUAUGUAACGCUGAAACAGUUGUUUGGGAGGACCGAUUGCACCCUGGAAAUCGGCACACGGGGCUUACAUUCUGGCCCGGUUGUCUUGACUACUACAUCAUACAUUUAUACAUAGUCGCAAUUGCUGGACUAGGGAAUUCUGUGUUCCGGGCGGCUGCAAUUGCCGCCACCGGUGCCGCGCGGUCGGCCUUCGCUGCAAAGCCUGCCGCUUUCGGCCAGGUCGUGAUGGCCCAGAUGGCGGGUCAGCUCACUGGGGCCAAUGCACGGAGUUGCAGCUUCUUGAGCGGCGGCACCGUCCUUGCGUCGGCGGUGCGGCCUGGCGUUCAGGCUACACCGCCGGCAGUUUGUCGCCCAACCCCUGUCGGCCUGGCCCCAAUUGCUAGCAAUGGCGUCAAUUUCGGUCGCGGACUCAGCAGUCUGGUAUGCGCAGAGGCAUCCACCUCCGGCACCGGCUCCAGCGCCCAGCAGCAGCCGCUGCAGCGGCGGCAGGGCGGCGGCAGGGCACGGCAGGCGCGCAAGCCGGGCGCACCGCGAGCCACCUCCACAGCUCCCAGUGCUCCCUCCGCCUCCUCCUCCUCCUCCUCUUCUUCUGCCGCUGCCUCGGCUUCUGCCGUUCCUGCUGCUGCAGCGGCUGACGCCGAGGCUUUGUUGUUCAUCGGGUUCCACCCAGAGGAGAUGGAAAUCAUCCGGCAGCAGCUGCCGGCUGUAGCACCCGUGGCGGCAGCAGCACCUGCGGCAGUGCCUGGUGGCGACGGAGGGGAAUCGGGCGAGGAGGGCUUGCUGGCGCUCGUGGAUGUGACGGCGGGGAUGUUGGGCAUGACGCUAAGGGAGGCGAUGGUGGCGGCGGCGGCGGCCGGUGAAAGCAGCAGCAGCAGCGGCACCAUCAGCAGCGGCGGAGGCAGCGAGGGGCAUGCGCCGCCGCCGAGCGCGGCCGCGGUGGCAGCGGGCCGUGUUGUGUUGCUGCGCGGCCCGGGGGCUCAGGAGCUGGGCGCGGAGUUGAACGACUUGCUGACGGAGUGGGGUGUGGUGCCGGCGCUGGUGGCGGCGGCCACGGCAAAGCACGAGUCCAUGCCGCUGCGACAGGUGGUGGCGGCGCUGCGUGACGCACACGCCCGCUACUACGAGCUGCUACAGCCGGUCAAGCUGCGUGGCAGCAAUAGCAGUAGCAGCAGCAGCAGUAGUACCGGCAGCAGCAGCAAUGGCACGGCUGCCGCUCGGGGGCAGGAAGUGGACCCCGCGGAUGCCGAGGUGCUUCAGGACGUGCGCGUGGUGCUGACGGCGGCGCUGGAUGCGGGCGAGGUGCCGUCCAUACACGGCGACUACCGGCGCGACGCGGCGCACGCGGCUGUGCUGGACGGGCUGCUGACGGAGGCGGAGCGGGCGGAGCUGCUGGCGUGGCUCACGGCGCCGGGGCACAGCCACUCGGGGCCGCCGCCGGACGACAAGUGGGAGAUGGCGUGCGUGGACCGAGUCGGCGACAACGCCACGUGGGGCCUGCGGCCGGAGGUGCUGGCGGCCCUGCGUGACGACCCGCCGCCGCCGGUGGUAGCGCUGCAGAGCCGCCUGGCGGCCCUGUAUCCCGAGUACACCAUGUGCCACAUGCCCGCCCACCAGAUCUCGGACGCUCCCGGUGGCGAUGACGACACGGACACCGCGCUCAGCUCGUUUGUGGGCAACGCAGUCAUGCACGGCGACCCUUGUGCCUGGCACGUGGACGCCGACCCCACCACUGUGCCGCCCUACUCGCCAUGGGUGCACAACUUCGGGUACUACCACAACAGGGAGCUGUCCCGGCCCCUGUUCGUGACGGUGCUCAUCUACCUCAACGACACCUGGCCUGAGGACAACCACGCCGAGACGUUGUUCCUGGACCCGGAGACGCAGCUGGGGCUGUUUGUGCGGCCGGCGCCCGGCAGGGUGGUGCUCAUGGAGCAGGACAUGCCGCACCGCAUCUCGGCGCCCUCGCGCGUGGCGGCCGGGCCGCGCUACUCGCUGGUGUGGAAGCUGGUGUGGGUGCCGCGCGAGGGCGGGCAGGGGCCGGCGCGCGUGCAGCAGGAGCGGGAGGCGGGCUACCAGAGCCUGUGCCGGCCGGAGUGGGGCGAGCCGGUGCGCAUCGGGUCCGCCAAUCGCAACGCGGGCAUUCGUGCCUACCAGCCGCCCGCACGGGCAUGAGAAAUGUAUGCGGGCGUGGCAACCCCAGCAGGGGGGGGGACGCGCCAGGGGCGUUCGUGGUCGGCUAUGGGAGGGCCUGUUGUAAGGUCAGAAGAGCGGGACCUGGGCGGUGCGCGGGACCUGGGCGGUGCGCGGCACGAGAACGUCGGAGUGUCGGACCGGCUGAGUUGUGGAUGCCUGACGUGGCAGUGCAGCUGUACAUUCAGCCAGGCACAUAUUUAGACAGGCCUCGAGCCGCUGCGGUCUGUCUAGGUAGCGGUCCGCGGUGGGGCUGGAAGGGCAUGCGUAGCGGCAUGACAAGUCGUGCGGCUGUAGACAACUGUGCUGCGUCUGGCUGCGGUUGGCUCUGCUAUGGCAUUGCGAUUGCUAGGCACCUGGUCUGGCUAUGUGCCUGUGGAAACCGACCCCGGCUAUGUCCGGGCGAUGAGGUUGUUCGGCCUCAGACUGUGGAGGGCUCAGCCCCUUUUCCGUGGCCGGGGCACACUUGUCUGUCGAUUCUCCCUUGGAGCCCGCGGUGACAGCAAACAUGUAAGUAUGCAGUAUA